Prionailurus viverrinus (fishing cat) is the source of this 1789-nucleotide messenger RNA. RefSeq names its product transforming growth factor beta receptor 3 like (gene TGFBR3L). Lineage: Eukaryota; Metazoa; Chordata; Mammalia; Carnivora; Felidae. The record is from RefSeq and is a predicted model, not a curated record.
CUCCCUACUGGUCACAGUACCCUUGGAAAGGAAGGGGUGGGGCCAGCACCCUUCCUGAAAGCUGCUGCCCCCACAGAGCUGCCUGGGCCCCUGGGGUUGCUGACCGCCGCCCCCCCCCCCCAUCAGGCACCCCUCAACUUCCCAGCCAGGGAUUCCCUGGCCCGCUCUGGGUGGAGAAAUCGAGAUCCGGGAAGGGGGUCUCCUGCAGAGGCGAGUGGCUUUGCGCCCAGCCUUGGUUGCUGGACUGUGGACAGCCCCUGGGUCUUCAGGGGACACACAGCGACUCUGCCAGCAGUGAGCCAGGAGCGGGGCAUGGGUGCACCCCUCACCGAAACAGCACCCGUUUUCCCAAGGAGGCGGCAGACGCGGGGAGGUUGGGUCACUCGCCUGGAGGGUCUAAGGGAGAGCGCGGCCUCGUCCUUCGGGCUGCCCUUCUCCCCGCCAGCGCCCCCAUUCCCGGCGGCGCCCGGGCCCUGGCUGCACCGACCCCUUUUCAGCCUGGAGCUGUCCGACGCGGAGGACGCCUUCCCGCGCCGCGCGGGGCCGCUCGAGAUCCCGGCCGACAGCCGCGUGUUCGUGCAGGCAGCCCUGGCCCGUCCCUCUCCGCGCUGGGACCUCGUCCUGCACCGCUGCUCAGUGACACCGUCCUCCCGGCCGGCCCCGGGGCCCGCCCUGGCGCUGCUGCGCGGGGGCUGCCCCGCCGACUCCUCGGUCGUCUUCCCGCCGCCGCCGCCGCCGCUCCCGGGUGCUGCCCGUCCCGCGCGCUUCAGCUUCAGCUUCCGCCUGCGCCCGGUCUUCAACGCCUCGGUGCAGUUCCUGCACUGCCAGCUGAGUCGCUGUCGCCGCCUCCGGGGAGCCCGCCGGACGCCCGCGCCUCUGACGCUGCCCCCGCCCUCGCUGUGUCUGCCUCGGGAUGAGGCGUGCGCGGGCGCUGGCAGCGGCAGCGGCAGCGGCGAGAGCCCGGGUGCCGACAGCCCCCACCUGCACACGCUGACGCAGCCCAUCGUGGUCACGGUGCCGCGGCCACCCCCCAGGCCGUCCAAGGGCGUCCCCGGCCGAGCCGUGCGCCCCGAGCCGCCUGCGCCGGCCCCGGCGGCCCUGGAGCCCGCGCCGGUGGUGGCGCUGGUGGUGGCGGCCUUCGUGCUGGGCGCCGCGCUGGCUGCCGGCCUCGGCCUCGUCUGUGCGCGUUCAGCACCCCAGCCCCCGGCGCCCUCCCGAGAGACUCGGCCGGCGGCCCCCAGCCCAGGAGGCCCCAGUGAGAUCGAUGGAGGAGGCCGAUGAUCAGCUGGGAAGGGGGUGUCCUCUACUUCGUUCGGCCUGGGUAGCCUCUCCCCAGGGCUGGCACACCCCCAGCGGGGUCCUGAGACACACCAGCCACGCCUCGAACCAGGUCCGCCAGGACUGGAUCGGCCGAGGUCGACCUCUGACCCGAUGGGACCGCCAUCCCAGCGUCCUGCACCCUCCCGCCUCCGACCCGCUGCUCCGCACACCCUCCCACCUGGGCUCAAAAUAAACAUCUGGUCUGACCUGCUGAGUUUGAAGUCUGCGUGUGCGCUUGGCGCAGGUGUAGGGGGCAGGAAGCAGAGGCCUCGGGACCAGGACUUAGGGGGGUCUGGGCUGAAAGAGGUCCAGACUGAUACCCUUAUGUGCGUGUGCCAGGGGAGAUUCAAGUGUUGUCCUAAACAGAAAGGGAUACCCAACCCCACCUGCUUAAGUUUUAAGUAAGCCCCGCCUCCUUCCUCAACCCCUGCGCCUGCCCACCUGCCUCUUGCGAUCUUCCCAAAGCCAG